CUUUUCUCUUCCAUUCCAUUCAAAUCUCAUGGUCAUUGAGAAGUGAGUGGAAGCCCGAAGACUCAGCUCCACUCCACAGAGAGAACCCUCCGACACUCCCGCGAAUCCAGCGACAAAGCGCGAGCAAUUCGACUUCCUCACCCUCACCUGCGACGCAAGCUUCAAAUCUUCAUCUUGUCCCUUCCUCCGUCUUCUCCAGUCGCCCAUUUCAUGGUUGGUGCGAAAGUUUUUUUUUUUUAGAUCGGGAGUUGUUUCGCUCUUUCUAGGUUUCUUUUGUUUCGGUUGGAACACCAAAAUGGCGCCUUUUGGCUGAGAGGGUGUUGGUUUUGGUUCGAAAGUUACGGUGAUGGCGUUUGGUUUGGCAUGUGAUUGGUUCCGGCAAUUUUUCCCCCUUUCUAUUGGCCGCUUUCUCUUUGAUGUGUAUGGAUUGGAAGUGUCGACACUUGGGGAUUAUGCUGUGGUAGUUCUUGUUUGUCAAACGAAUUCUUCAUCUCGGGCUACCUGGUUCUUAGCUAUGACCCCUGCACUUUGUUCUUAGGAUGAUAAAGUUUGUUGCAAAAUUAGGCAAUUUCCAUUGACGUUUAUUGAAGCAUUGGUGUAGUAUGGCUAACAAGAAUACACAGCCAUGUUGGCCUGGAUGCCGGCUUCCUUUAUUGUUCUGUCUUGGUUUUGCAAUAGUCCUGGCUCUCCCCUAUCUGUUUUUCUUGGAUUACAAUGAUCCAAAAGAGAAGUUCUUUUCCAUGAUUGAGAACCGAAGACUCCCUUUGAAAGACCAUGAAGAAGAGCCCUCGUUGUCUAUGGAAUCGACUUUCCGCGUUCAAAGUGGACCGGCAGAUGAAGAUCUCAAGCAGUGUGAUCUGAGCAAGGCAAUGUUGAAGGUUUUCAUGUAUGAUAUGCCUCCUGAGUUUCACUUUGGUCUUUUAGAUUGGAAAGGAGAUGGAAAGAGUGUGUGGCCGGAUAUCCAGACCGAAAUUCCAGAUCAUCCUGGUGGCUUGAAUCUUCAACACAGCAUUGAGUACUGGCUGACAUUGGAUCUUCUAUCCUCAAGAUUCUCUGACCGGAGUGGCCCUUGCACAGCUGUAAGGGUUGAUGAUUCUCGUGAAGCUGAUGUUGUGUUUGUGCCUUUCUUUUCUUCUUUGAGCUACAACCGCCAUUCUAAUGUUAAACCACCAGAAAAAAUUAGUAGAAACAAAGCACUGCAGAAGAAAUUGGUGGAGUAUUUAACAGCUCAACAGGAGUGGAAAAGGUCAGGGGGGCUUGAUCACAUUGUAAUGGCACACCAUCCCAAUAGCAUGCUAGGUGCUAGAACGAAGUUGUGGCGUUGCACAUUCAUUCUUGCAGAUUUUGGACGAUAUGUUCCCCAUGUUGCUAAUGUGGAGAAAGACAUAAUUGCUCCCUACAAGCAUAUGAUCAGGACAUUCGUCAAUGACUCAUCUGGUUUCGAUGAUCGUCCUACUUUGUUGUACUUUCAAGGAGCUAUCUACAGGAAAGAUGGUGGAUCAGUGCGACAAGAGCUGUUCUAUCUUCUAAGACAUGAGAAAGAUGUGCAUUUUUCAUUUGGAAGCAUAAGUAAGAACGGGAUCAGUGGAGCCAGUCGAGGAAUGCAUGGAUCAAAAUUCUGUCUGAACAUCGCCGGAGAUACUCCAUCUUCCAACAGACUCUUUGAUGCCAUAGCUAGCCACUGCAUCCCUGUUAUCAUCAGUGACGAGAUUGAGCUUCCAUAUGAAGAUGUCCUCGACUAUUCCAGUUUCUGCAUAUUUGUGCGCACUUCUGAUGCUAUCAAGAAAAGAUUUCUGAUCAAGUUGAUCAGAGGUAUAAGCCGAGAGGCCUGGACCAAAAUGUGGCAAAGGUUGAAGGAGGUCCAAGGCUACUUCGAGUUCCAGUACCCAUCAAAGAAAGAUGACGCGGUUCAAAUGAUAUGGCAAGCAGUGGCCAGAAAAGUGCCAGCAAUUCGGCUCAAGCUCCACAGAGCAAGGCGGUUCGCUGGGUUCAAAAUAGAAGAUCGGAUUAGAAGUUUAAGAAGUUCUAAAAGAGUGUCAUCUAGAGCCCGUCGUCACCGAAUACAUCAAUAGUCCUAGUGAUGAUUUUUGGAGGAACUUAUUUGUUUACUUUUCUUUGCGAAGUGGUAUCGAGGUGAGGAGGAGAUAGUGUAUUCUACAUUUUGGGAGAAUUAAGUUUUGUUUUAAUACACUGCUGAUACUGCUGUGCUAUUGUGACAUUGGAAGCAUUGCCACAUUGAAUGACAAAUCAUAGCAGAUAACUCA
Messenger RNA from Zingiber officinale, 2264 nucleotides. RefSeq names its product probable arabinosyltransferase ARAD1. Gene Ontology annotation, molecular function: glycosyltransferase activity. NCBI's taxonomy places the organism in Eukaryota, Viridiplantae, Streptophyta, Magnoliopsida, Zingiberales, Zingiberaceae. The record is from RefSeq and is a predicted model, not a curated record. The transcript has 2 exons. The coding region runs from base 603 to 2072 and encodes 489 amino acids.